This is a messenger RNA of Arabis nemorensis, 639 nucleotides long. The record is from the annotation of a GenBank genome assembly. NCBI's taxonomy places the organism in Eukaryota, Viridiplantae, Streptophyta, Magnoliopsida, Brassicales, Brassicaceae.
AUGGAAGAAUUAGCGGAAGAUUUUAGGAUGAAAAUGGAAGAUCAUAUGUGGAUACUGUACAGGAGGAUCCAUGUAGCCGAACAAAUACACUUAGAGAGCAAGAACGACUAUAUAAAGACGCGUAGUGAAACAAAAGAAAACAGAGGAGAUCUCACUGUUUCUGAAACCCAAUUCAAGAAGAUCAAAGAAAUGGUGGAAGAAGGGCUUUCGGGACCAGAAAUGGCGAUAAAGAAGUUGGAAGAAGGCAAAGAACUAACGACCCGAGUCACGAAAAUAGCGAAAGAGAUCGAUACAGCGAGAAAGUGGGUGCAGGAGAAGAAGGACAAGACGAAACAUGAGGUGGAAACACUUGAAGCAAAGCUGGAAUGCAGAGAAGCACAAGAGUCUCUGUUAAAGGAGAAGUUAUCGAAACUAGAAGCGAAGCUAGCGGAGGAAGGAACAGGGAAGCUGAGUCUAGCAAAGGCAAUGAGAAGAAUCAAGAAGCUUGAGAUUAAUGUGAAGGAGAGAGAUGUUGAAUUGUUGAGUUUAGGAGAAGAGAAGAGAGAAGCCAUAAGACAACUGUGUGUUUUGGUGGAUUAUCAAAGAAAUCUAUAUGAUGAUCUCAAAACUUCCAUUUUUAAGGUUGCUCUUCAAGCUUAA